CCACACUCCAACCUCCACCAGCCUGCUGCGAACCGGACACCAGCAGAAUGACCUCACGUCCUUCAAAGCGGAGAAGGGUCACGCCGCCCCGGGAAGACGGACAAGACCCUGGAAACACCGACGCCAAGACUCAACAGGCCUUCUUCAAGAGCGCAGCCAAUUGGAACCUCGAACAGGACUACGAAUCGCGAACGCGGAAGAGCAAGAAGAAGGAAGCCAAGAAGAACAGCAGUGUGGCUGGGGGCAGGCUUCCCGUCAAGACAGCCCAGGGAACAUGGCAGGUUCAAGAUGACGGUAAUUCGAUAGCUAGCGAUGCCGAGUGGCUGGAGAGCGAAGGAGACGAAGGUGGCAUCGAUGAGGAGCCCGAGACUGUAGCUCCGGAGGAGCCAAAGAUCCCGGAGCGCGAGCAGAUUCGAAGAGCCCAGGAGGAACUCGCCAAGAUUGCGACGCGAUUGAACGAAGAACCUGAGGAGCAUCCUGAAGCGUUCAAGGCUUUGGCUCGCAUUGGAGAAUCGCCAGUUCCGGCCAUCCAAAAGCUCUGCAUUGUUACUCAAAUGACCGUGUACAAGGAUGUCAUCCCUGGAUAUAGGAUACGGCCCGCAUCUGAGGACAUGGCCGGGGAGAAGCUUUCGAAAGAUGUCCGGCGGCUCCGAACAUACGAACAGGCCUUGGUAUCCGGAUACCAUGGCUACAUUAAGACUCUGGCAAAGCACGCAUCUUCGCCGGCAACCGAGGAUCGGAAAGGAGGACCAUCCCUCUCCACCAUUGCUUUCACCUGCGCCUGCACGCUGGUCAAUGCGGUGCCGCACUUCAACUUCAGGGGCGACCUUCUGCGAAUUCUCGUGAGGAAAUUGAGUGGGCGCAAGCUGGACGAUAAUUUCCUCAAGUGCCGGCAAGCUUUGGAGACGCUGUUUCAGGAGGAUGAAGAGGGCAAUGCUUCCAUGGAAGCAGUGUCUCUGGUCACGAAGAUGAUGAAGGCUCGCGAGUACCGCGUUGACGAGAGCGUCCUGAACAUGUUCUUGCAUCUUCGGUUGUUGUCCGAGUUUGUUGGUAAGGCUUCGCAGGACAAGGUUAGCCGUCCCGGCGAUCAGCCAAAUGGCAAGAAGGCGAAAGCAAAGAAGGAAUUUCGAACAAAGCGGGAGCGAAAGUUGCUCAAGCAACAGAAGGAGGCCGACAAAGUGAUGGCUCAAGCCGACGCCACCGUCAGCUAUGAGGAGAGGGAAAAGAUGCAGUCAGAAACGCUGAAGAUGGUGUUUGCCACCUACUUCCGCAUCCUGAAGGUCCGCACUCCACACCUUAUGGGUGCUGUGCUUGAAGGUCUCGCCAAAUAUGCGCAUCUGAUCAACCAAGACUUCUUCGGCGACCUUCUUGAGGCCCUCAAGGAUCUCAUUCGCCACAGCGAGAACACUGAGUCUGAGGUCAAUGGAGAGGCCAACGGUGACGAGGAGGACGACGAGCUCUCCGUCGUCCGCGACUCUAGCAGAGAAGCUCUCCUUUGCACCGUCACCGCCUUUGCCCUGCUCCAAGGACAGGACGCCCACAACGCCCGCUCCGACCUGCACCUCGACCUCUCCUUCUUCAUCACCAACCUCUACCGCAGCCUGCUCAGCCUCUCGGUCAACCCGGACUUAGAACUUGGUGCCAAAUCUCUCCACUUGGCCGAUCCAAACGACACGUCUUCGGGCAAACCCACCAGCCGCAGGGUCAACAAAAUCAAUCUCCAAACCACCACGGUGCUCCUCAUGCGCUGCCUCAGCGGCGUGCUUCUCCCGCCCUGGAAUAUCCGCUCGGUGCCGCCCCUCCGGCUCGCGGCCUUCACCAAGCAGCUGAUGGCGGUCGCACUCCAGAUGCCCGAGAAGUCGUGCCAGGCGUUGCUGGGUUUGCUGCACGACGUGAUCCACACGCACAAGCGGAAGGUUAUCGCGCUGUGGAAUACCGAGGAACGCAAGGGUGACGGGACAUUCAAGCCCCUGGCCGAGACGAUCGAGGCAACCAACCCGUUCACGACGACGGUGUGGGAGGGGGAGCUGCUGAGGAAGCAUUACUGUCCCAAGGUCAGGGAGGAGUUGAAGGCUAUGGAGAAGGAACUGAGGAGUAUCUAGUUGUUGUGUGCGGAUGAUGGGUGACGAGUUGAAAGUCGACCGUCCACGCUCAAGUUAGCUCAGUUGAUUCGAAUAUGUGUUCAUAUAUAUUUGAGCGAAUGUAGUUGACUAUCCUCGAAGACUGAUUUCAGUCAUUGAGUGGGGAACUAUCUGCUGGCCACCCACCCUGAGAGGUUGCUGAUCCUCGGUCAACAAGCG
Parathielavia appendiculata is the source of this 2300-nucleotide messenger RNA. Its product is annotated as nucleolar complex-associated protein 3. The record is from RefSeq and is a predicted model, not a curated record. The transcript has a single exon. NCBI's taxonomy places the organism in Eukaryota, Fungi, Ascomycota, Sordariomycetes, Sordariales, Chaetomiaceae. The coding region runs from base 48 to 2102 and encodes 684 amino acids. Gene Ontology annotation, biological process: DNA replication initiation. Gene Ontology annotation, molecular function: chromatin binding. Gene Ontology annotation, cellular component: nucleolus.